Molecule: messenger RNA, 2213 nt
Organism: Drosophila nasuta
Lineage: Eukaryota; Metazoa; Arthropoda; Insecta; Diptera; Drosophilidae
Product: serine protease easter-like
Exons: 4
Coding region: 269-1375 (368 amino acids)
Biological process (GO): proteolysis
Molecular function (GO): serine-type endopeptidase activity
Source: RefSeq, a predicted model, not a curated record
UAUAUUCGCAACGAUACUUUUGGCAAUCGUUGCAGCUUCUAGAAUAACAACACUGUGCACAGCUAUCGAUAACUAGCGUGCGUGCUGGCGAUAUACUCCGCUUACAAUAACAACUAUGCUAAUUUGGGGAGAGUGCGAUCAACAAUCAACAGCAUUGACCCCUCUCAGACGAACAUUAGCCCCCAAAUUGAUAACGAUGUUCUGGUUUCUGUUCAAUGAACAACAUCUUUCUAAUUGAAAGUCCAGCAUCGUCGUCAACAACAUCAACAUGUUCAGCGCAAGGAGCAUCCGCAACUUGAUCAUCUGCUGCACAAUCAUUGCCACAGUCAAUGGCGCCAAUAAACUUGUGAUACACUAUGGACGCUGCAAUGUGGGCAGCGAGGCGGGAUAUUGUCAGCAUCGCCACCAAUGCUGGGAGCAGCCCAACGUCGACUUCAAUAGCGCGAGUCGGAGUCGUUGUGUCAGCCAAGUGCACAGUGAUUUGGUAUGCUGUCGCCGCGCUCCAGUCGUCGAGGCAUUCGCCAUGCAAUACAGAUUGCAGCUGCCACAACCCGGAGUAUGUGGCAAUUCAGAGUUUGAUAAUCGCAUCGUAGGGGGCGAAAACACCAGCAUCACCGAGUAUCCAUGGAUGGCAUUGCUACGCUAUACCAACGAUGGCGCCGAAUAUGACAGUCUUUGUGGUGGCUCGCUCAUCCAUGAGCGUUGGGUGCUGACUGCAGCGCAUUGCGUGACCAGUCGCGAUGCGGAUCAGCAAUUGCGACAGGUUCGUCUAGGUGAAUGGAAUACCACCAGCUCGCCCGAUUGUCAAGUGUUCAAGACCAAUCGAAUCUGCGCUCCGCCACAUAUUGAUGUCAACAUCGAUCGCAUCAUUGUGCAUGAACAGUACACGCCAGAGAACAACUAUGCCAACGAUAUUGCGCUGUUGCGUCUCAAUCGUAGCGUCACCUUUACUGACUUUGUGCAGCCGAUUUGCCUGCCCGCCGCAAGCAACAGUGUAGAGUACGCCUAUGCUGGCUAUGCCAUGGAAAUAGCCGGCUGGGGCAAGACGGAUCAAGCGCUUUUCAGCGUCAGUCCGGUGAAGAAGAAGGCUGAAAUCACGGCGAUAUCGAUUGCCAGCUGCAAAGUGGUUUAUCCGCAGCUUGUCAACGGUCAAAUAUGCGCUGGCGGUGAUACGAAAGAGAGCACAUGUCGUGGCGACUCCGGCGGUCCGCUCAUGUUGCAAGACAACUUUGAGAGCAGUGGCAAUUUCUACUUAACGGGCAUCAUCUCGCUGGGCUCGAGCAAUUGCAACGGUGUUGGAAGUCCGAGGGUCUUCACACGCGUCGAGCACUAUAUAAACUGGAUCAUGGGAACCAUCAGCGCCAACAGUAGCUAAACGAAUAAACAAAUUCCGUUAGAUUUAAGUUUGUGUGUGUUUAUAUAUAUAUAUUUAUAUGGAUUUUGGGAAGUAGUUGCGGGAGUAGAAGCCCCUACGAAAAAAAAAACAAAAUUCUAGGCAUUUGUAUAGCUGUGUCUCUUCACUCUUCUAAUCUCGUCGACUGCGCUUGCGAUCUGAAUGGCUGCCACGUUCGUUCUUCUCGUCUGCACGUUUAGGCGCCUUUUUGGCCAUAUUCAAGAACUUAUCCAAGCCAAAUGGAUCCUCCUCCUUCUCAAACUCGACGGGACCACUGCGUUGAGCUGCAGCGCCACCCGCAUCCCUUGAGCCACCGGCACCCGAGAAUUGUUUGUCGGGAACAAAUCGUUUUGUAUUGACAAUGGUGUCCAGAUCGCCGCCAUAGUUGUCACUAUCCGCCUGCUUGCUGGGCCGAUAGAUGUGCGCACCCAUCGUAUUGGAAUCACGCCAAGGCUUAUCAUACACAUUGUACGCCUCAUCGUCCCCAUAUCCCGAGUCCAUGCCUUUGGUGGUGUUGAACAGCCGUUGAUCGAACAAAGUUUCGCCGUUGCCCGCACUCUUCGCGGGCAAACCCAGAGCAAUCUGUUCGGAUAUAUCGCGUUCGCGUUCCCGUUGCAGUUUGGUGCGCUUCUCUGGCGCGGCACGUUGUAGAUUGCGAUCACGUUGUCGUUCCCUUUGCCGUUCCGCACGCAAAUCGUUGCGUUCCCGCACAUCAAUACCACCACCAGCACCACCCGACGAGCUGCUUGGUACAUCCGCCUCAGGAUUGCGCAGACCAGCACGCUCUUCACGCGCCCGUUGCGCCAUCAUGCGCAACAUA